Molecule: messenger RNA, 1809 nt
Organism: Scheffersomyces stipitis CBS 6054
Lineage: Eukaryota; Fungi; Ascomycota; Pichiomycetes; Serinales; Debaryomycetaceae
Exons: 1
Coding region: 1-1809 (602 amino acids)
Molecular function (GO): mannosyltransferase activity
Source: RefSeq, a predicted model, not a curated record
AUGCUUCCACUCGAAGAGAAUAUCCUUUAUUACUCGGUUCUCGUUUUGAUUGUCUCUCCAGCAACACUCUUUUGCAUUGAAAAAUCAAAGAUCAAGUCCUUAUUUAAGAGAAGAAUAGAACUAAAGGAGAAAGACUCGUACGAACAACCAUAUAAUGUAUAUGUUGCUAUUUCGUAUGUUUUCUUGGUGUGUCUCAACUUGACUCUUUGGUUCCAUUUGCUUAUGAGCUGGAGCGAAUAUCUUUCUCUUCCAGGUGCAUUUAACUAUUACACCCUGUUAAAAUUUGAAAACUAUAGUCUUAAAAUUUCUCCAGAACCUUCAGAUAUGAGCAGCGAGCACUUUUCCGAUUACAAGAUGAUUUCAUAUUCGCUUCUUGAAAAAGUUGAUGAUAAAGUUCCAUUUUCAUCCGACGCUGAAACUUGUGAUAUUUCUUCCGUCAAAGUUGCUAAACCAAACAUCAUCACCAAACCCGAUGAGUUAAAGAAAAUCAGAAACAUGCUUAAGAAAAUGGCGGAAACAAACUCAUACGCUCCGGCAAAGAGUUGUUUCCAAGAUCUGCCAAAAGAGUCAGAAGCUGAAAUCAUGAAGAAAUGGUUCAAGUUCCAUGGAUCAUCAGUGUGGCUAGAUCAUUAUGGAGUGCAUUACAUGGUCAGCAGAGUUGUAUAUUCCGAAGAUAAAACGAUAAGUACCGCCUUCAUUCUGCUUUUGUAUGCUCAGGUGUUUGACAAGAAUUGGAAUGAGUUGGAAAGUUUCACUUUCCCAAAUUCGGAUUUUGUUUAUCCAAAUAUCUUGCCUAUUGAUGUAGCAACCGAUGAAGGAAUUGACUUUUACCAAGGCGUGGAAGAUCCCAAAAUCACCAUUAGAACUUUCUUCAAUAAGAGUACUCGAAAGCACGAUCAGGAACCGGUCGUAGUCUGUAAUGGAAUCGCCUUUGACAAUAAAUUCAAAAGGGCUAUUCAUCUCUAUUUUCCUUUCUCUGAUAAUAAAACUAGCAUGGCUUUACUGAUUGAAGGAAACAGAGACAGAAGCUCAGAAAAGAAUUGGGUACCUUUUUACGAUGGUAAUGACAAGUACAUCAAUUUCAUUUACACUCUUGCUCCACUUCGUAUUGUCGAGUGUGAAAUCUCAUCGGCUAUCUGUAAAGAGAUUUCUGGUGGAAAGUAUGACAUGAAGGAGGAUUUCACUAAUGGUGAGAUACGUGGUGCUACUAACUUGGUUCGGAUUCCGCCUGUUUUGAUUCCUGAAAAGAUCUCCAAAUUAAGGAAGUACUGGGUGGGUAUAGGAAGAUCACGUUCAAGUUGUAAGAAUGUUCAAGAAAUCAGUCGGCCACAUUUGUUUUUGCUUUCAAGAGCUUCUAAUGGCAAAGGGGAUUUCACCGUUGAUUAUAUUUCAACAAUAAUUGAUUGGAAUAUUAAACCUAAGCUAUGGGAUCGGGGAUCUCAUUUCGUAGGCUGUCGUAAAGGAGAAGAGAAGUGCUCUCAUUUAAGCAGCUUGUUCGAUCCCACUGCAAUUGACUCGUUUGAUUUUGACAAGGACUUGUUGACAAUGACCUACACUUUGUCUUCAGAGUCCACUGGCAUGAUAUUUGUUAAGGGAAUUCUCGCCCAUAUCCAGAAGAUUCUCGGAGGUGAUCCCAGAACGAUUUCCAACCAUUACAGAAGAAAUUCUACAUUUUUGAGAAAUGAGCUGCAACUCUUGACACAAUUUGCAAUUGCUCGCAAGAACGAGUAUUGCAAUGGAGUCAAAUCCUCGUCUGAACAAGUCGUUUCGUUAUUUACACCCAAGAUUACCUCUAAGACAAAAUAUUAG